GAACAGAUCACAGUAGUGACGCUCUUCCUCUCGCGCCUGCCGCAGCCUAAUGAACCUCGCCUCUUGCUGCGAUCUCACAGCAAAACAAAAGGCCUUAAAAUCCGCGACAUAUGUUCAAAAACGAUAGAUCACCACAACCAGAAUGACGGAGACCACUAAAACGCAUGUCAUUUUGCUGUCAUGUGGAAGUUUCAACCCCAUCACGAGGGGACACAUUCAUAUGUUCGAAAAAGCCAGAGAGUACCUACACAAGACAGGACGAUUCAUUGUGAUUGGGGGUAUCAUCUCACCAGUACAUGAUUCCUAUGGCAAACCGGGCCUUGUCUCAAGCAGACAUCGUCUCACCAUGUGUCAGCUGGCAGUUCAGUCUUCUGAUUGGAUCAGAGUGGAUCCUUGGGAAUGCUACCAGGACACCUGGCAGACCACUUGCAGUGUUUUGGAGCAUCACCGAGACCUAAUGAAGAGAGUCACAGGGUGCAUUCUGUCCAACGUUAACACACCUUCCACAACCCCUGUUAUUUGCCAGCCCCAAAAUGAAACUUCUACAAUUUACCAAAAUAAAGCUAACAAGUCUGUGGCUAUCAAGCUUUGGGGAAAGAUGAGCGAAAGCCUGGGAAAAAUUUGCUGUGUUCGCCCACACAUGGAGCGUUUUACCUUUGUUGACGAAAAUGCCAACCUUGGUACUGCAAUGCGCUACGAGGAAAUUGAGUUGCGUAUCCUGCUCCUUUGUGGCAGCGAUCUCCUGGAAUCUUUCUGCAUCCCUGGCUUGUGGAACGAAAGUGAUAUGAAAGUGAUUGUGGGGGAUUUCGGGAUAGUGGUGGUUCCUCGGGAUGGAGUUGACACAGAAAGGAUAAUGAACCAUUCAUCUGUGCUUCGAAAACAUAAGGACAGUAUAAUCGUGGUAAAGGAUGAAAUCGACCACCCGAUGUCAAUCGUCAGUUCCACUAAGAGCAGACUGGCUCUUCAGCACGGCGACGGUCACGUGGUGGAUUACCUGAGCCAGCCCGUCAUCGACUACAUCCUGCAGAGUCAGCUCUACAUCAAUGCUUCUGGAUAGGGAGGAGAAGUCCACUUCCGAGCCGUCAGUCAUCCCUGUCUGUCUCUCCUUGUGUAAUCUAGAGUAUAAUCCUCCUGUGCUACCACUGCUUUUCCAUGUAGAGGAGCAUUAAUCUGUCCUCCCCUCUUACUCGUGUCUCACUGGGAUGUACAGCACUGUGCCUGAGGGAUCUGCUCCACCAAUCAGCUUUAAGGGACUGGGUGGGCUUUGGUGCCCAAUAGGAGGAAGAGGAGAGAGCCUCGCUGCCACUAUGACAGAGAAAGAGAGUGUUUUUGAUUGAAUUAGAUAAUUCAUUGCCUGCUAUAAUGUCGGUCUUUGCUGUUGAUUUAAUGCACUCUGUUCUUGUAGUUGCAUGCCUAAGGGUUUUCUUUCAGCGCACGAGUGUUUAAAAUACCACGUAGACCGUAGUCUGUGGUUACAGUGUUUGCAAAAAACCGUGCUUAGACUCAUCUCAUCUCUAAAUACAUUUUCUACUCAUCAAUCAACUGUAUGUACAGAGACCAUCUCAUAUACUGUAUUAUGCCUCAAUGUUUUGUCUUCAAUGUGCAUUCAUGUAUACGUGGAGUAUUUGGUUGCACAUUAAAGAAUGCGAUUUCAUUGA
Molecule: messenger RNA, 1658 nt
Organism: Cyprinus carpio (common carp)
Lineage: Eukaryota; Metazoa; Chordata; Actinopteri; Cypriniformes; Cyprinidae
Product: nicotinamide/nicotinic acid mononucleotide adenylyltransferase 2-like
Biological process (GO): NAD+ biosynthetic process
Cellular component (GO): Golgi apparatus
Molecular function (GO): nicotinamide-nucleotide adenylyltransferase activity; nicotinate-nucleotide adenylyltransferase activity
Source: RefSeq, a predicted model, not a curated record